Molecule: messenger RNA, 189 nt
Organism: Phanerochaete carnosa HHB-10118-sp
Lineage: Eukaryota; Fungi; Basidiomycota; Agaricomycetes; Polyporales; Phanerochaetaceae
Exons: 2
Coding region: 1-189 (62 amino acids)
Source: RefSeq, a predicted model, not a curated record
AUGGUGAAGGAAGAGAAGAGCGGAAGGAACCCUCAAUGGACUGCAAAUAACAACUGUGACCACUUCCAUAAAGAACAAGAAGAGUCACACACAGAUCAGAGCCAGCUGAACCGGCUGACCAAGCAAUCAGAAGGCGAGGCCAACACGUUCCUUAAGAAGAAGAGAACACGAGGAAUGAUAUACCCUUAG